AUGGAUCAUUCACACAAAGCUGCCAGCACGCCCUCUAUGCCAGCUCCUUCGAGUCAAGUCGAGUCCACCAUGAAACGUAACAAGUCCAGUAGAGCUUGCAAGGAAUGUCGACGUAAAAAGAUCAAGUGUAAUGGAGAGAACCCUUGCGAUCGCUGUCAACGAGCAGGGCAAACGUGCGUAUUCGACGCAAUAUUCACUUCCAAGAGACCAACACAGCAUAAUUCACGGUUGAGCCCGCCAUCUUCAAUCAUAAGCACCAAGGUCGACAAAGAAAACCAGUGCUAUAAGGCAUCAUUUCUAUCACAUGAGUAUCAGUUGGGCGAUGACAGCGCCAUCUCAGUUAAUGCAGCUGGGCGACCCUUCUAUUUCCCGGAUUGGACACGCCAACCUAAUGCACCAAUUACAACCGCAACAAAUUGGGACACCACGCUCAUCAACUUGUACUUUGAUUCCAUUCAUCCCUUAUUUCCAAUUUUUCAUCGUGCAACUUUCCAUGUCCAACUACAACAAGGAAACAUCCCAAAGCUACUUUUAAACGCCAUCUACGCUGUGGCAUAUCUCUGCUACCAGUCAACGGAGCUCCAACAACAUCUAACAACGAUGGGAUUUACUUGCUAUGAAUCAGCAUUUUCUUUAUUGGAUGAAUCCCUGGAUAUGCCGCGUUUAUCCACAGUACAGGCACUGUUGUUGAUGGUGAAAUUCCAAGAACAUGCUCGACCACCAGGUUAUCAGUUUCGGAUACAGCUGCUUAUUGACAUGGCCUAUCGCACGUGUCAAAGUCUCAAUUUAUCACAUCGAUGGCAUCAAGAUCCCGUACACGCCGAAGUGGGCAUUCGUGUUUUUGGGGCUGUUUACGCAUACAUGAUAUUGUUCAGUAUUGAACAAGGCACCCCUCCUCCUCUCCAUGAUAUCGACUUGCCUAUUUUGUUACCGGAUGAACAUCAACAACAACCCAUAGACGCUGAAGCCAUCACCAGCUUUUUUACGCAAUGCCAAAUUAUCCAGCUUCAAGGCAAGAUUGCAAGUUUUUUGCGAGUCAAAUACGGGAAAGAAUCGAAUGAAGAAAUGACUUUGAAUGAGGAAUCAAAGCUACACAAACACCUCACAGAAUGUCUCGACCGUAUACAACAACGGCAUAGCAACAAUAUCCAUACCACGGCAAAAAGCAACAUCCAUGAAAAGGCAUCCAUGCUUAUGGCUCACAAUGUUCGCUGGUUACAAAUAUCACUCCACUUCACUACCAUCUUGUUACAUCGACCUUAUGCGACGAGUGAUUUGAAGGUUCGAGAAAAGUGUGUGGUUGCCGCAUCAACAUUGUGUCAAUUAGUGGAUGAUUUGAUCAAGUCCACAAGCAACGAAGCAGUUACGUUGUUUGGAAUACCACGUGGACUACAGCAAUUGAUACAUUGUAUGGCAGCAAGCGUUACGAUCCAUCGACUUGUUCAAUCAUGUGAGGGGAAGAAGAAACGGGGCAACAGCAACAAAUCCUCCAAACAAGUGGACAAGGCCUUGGAUGUCAUCCAUACCCUAUUGAAAUCGCAUAACAAGAAUAUUGCUCUUGACGACCAGGCACCCAAGAUUAGCCAACAGCAUUCACAUUAUCGAUACUCAGCUCCAUCCAUGAUGCAACACUAUUCAACAACGUUGACGUCAGGCCACCAGCAGCAGCAACAACCAUGUACCUUUGAUGCCGUCAAUGGCUUGCCACCCACGACAACACAAUGGCUCUCAUCAAAAAAGUCUUCCAAAAUUGACACAAGCACGAUGCAGCAAUAUGAUGAAAUGCUUCUUGCAGCACCAUCUGAUGUAUCCACCUUAGGCGACCAUGAUGAUGACCCUAUGUCAAUUGAUAAACAACAGCAUAGCAUUUUGGAUUUCACAUGA
Messenger RNA from Lichtheimia ornata, 1884 nucleotides. RefSeq lists its product as uncharacterized. Gene Ontology annotation, biological process: positive regulation of transcription from RNA polymerase II promoter by galactose; DNA-templated transcription. Gene Ontology annotation, cellular component: nucleus. Bases 1 to 1884 code for a protein of 627 amino acids. The transcript is spliced from 5 exons. The record is from RefSeq and is a predicted model, not a curated record. Gene Ontology annotation, molecular function: zinc ion binding; DNA-binding transcription factor activity, RNA polymerase II-specific; RNA polymerase II cis-regulatory region sequence-specific DNA binding. Lineage: Eukaryota; Fungi; Mucoromycota; Mucoromycetes; Mucorales; Lichtheimiaceae.